AUGCAGAAAGUAAAUACAGAACAAAAAGAAAAGCCAGACACAUGCAGACAAAAUAGAAACACGCAGCAAUACACAUGCAGAAGCACAGAAGGUAGAAGGAACACACACAGAAAAAAAAGAGACGAUGUACACAGAAAAUGCACAGAAAGGAAACAGAAAAGUGCACGCAAACACAAAGGAGACAGAGCAGUGAGCACACACGUAAACACAGUAGCAGAAAAAACAAGAUACACAGCUACGCAUGCACAGGAAAAACGGCAAAAAAACAGAGCAGAGAAAGAGCAGCAGAAAAGGAGAGAAAGAGGAAGCCGAGAGGGAAAGACUGAGAAGCAAGAAAAGAAGAAAAAAAACCUGAGGACGGUGACUGAGAAGAGAGGACCGAAGAACGUGAUAACAGAGAAAGAGAGACCGAAAGUCGUGAGAAAGAGGCUGAGGAGGAAGGAACUGACUUGCUGGAAAAAAGAUAGAAGAAACCAGGACAGAAAUGCAGAAAACAGAGCACGAAAGAACAUAAGAGGAGAGGAAAAGGAGACCGAGGAGAGUUCAAAAAAUAGAGACAAGAGAGGAGGUGACGGUGGAGCUUCUUUUUUUCUGGAAAAGCUAAGAGGGAGAAGGAGCUAUUCUGGCUGGAGGAAACCGAGAAGGAGAGGACCGAAGGACGUGAAACAGGGACUGAAAGAGAAGGAGCCAUUCUGGCAAGCUGAGGAGACGGACGGAGAAGAGAGAGAGCUCGAAAAAACAGAGACUGUCAUCCAUAAGCAGAAAAAAUAG
Messenger RNA from Prosopis cineraria, 771 nucleotides. RefSeq names its product vicilin-like seed storage protein At2g18540. The transcript has 2 exons. Bases 1 to 771 code for a protein of 256 amino acids. Lineage: Eukaryota; Viridiplantae; Streptophyta; Magnoliopsida; Fabales; Fabaceae. The record is from RefSeq and is a predicted model, not a curated record.